This is a messenger RNA of Lactuca sativa (garden lettuce), 994 nucleotides long. RefSeq names its product putative E3 ubiquitin-protein ligase HIP1. Gene Ontology annotation, molecular function: ubiquitin-protein transferase activity. The record is from RefSeq and is a predicted model, not a curated record. Lineage: Eukaryota; Viridiplantae; Streptophyta; Magnoliopsida; Asterales; Asteraceae.
UAUCUUCCAUCACUCCGGAGAGUUCUGAUAGUGUUCUGAUUCCCUCCCCAAUAUUUCAGUAUGCGAACCCAAGAUUCUGUUCUCUCAUCGUAAUCCAUUAUUUUCUUCGAUUUGUUUAUUAUUAUUAUCAUAUUAUUCUAUAUAUUUAUCAGGGUUUCGUCGAAAAUUUAGUCGUAUGGAAAUCCUUGUGAAAUUAUGCUAUCGAUUAUCAACUAUCAAGCUCUAGAUUAAUCAACCUGCAAAAUCGUCAUGGGAUGCUUGCUUUGUUGUUUUCGUGCCCCCGAAGUUGACCAAGAAGAUGAAGAUCCCGAUGAUGGUCAACACAUUCAACAGCCUAAUGCAACAACCAAUAGAAGCACUGAGGUACAAGACAUUGCAUUUGAGAGUGAUGCUCUUCUUGGAAAAGGAUCAACAGAUGUGACUCAUUCACAAGUUGUACGAGAACCCGUUCUCGAAAGUAACAAGUUGAUCUCUGAAAAAUCAGAAGAUGUAAAAGAAGAUAAUGAAUGUCUCAUAUGCUUUGAGGAAUAUACGCUUGACAACCCGAAGAUUACAACUAAAUGCUUACACCAUUAUCAUCUUGGUUGCAUCUUGAAUUGGCAAGAAAGAAGCGAGUUUUGUCCCGUUUGUUCAAGGGUGAUGGAUUUUGAGGAGAUGAAUUGACUGUGAAAGCGGCCAUCGGUAUGGAUUUUUUUAGUCAACCGUAUCUUGAAAAAAAUUCUAACGGAAGAUUAAGAAAUCUGUGUUGAUGCAUUGGAAGAGAAUGAACAUAUAUUGAUUGAGUUUUUUUUUUUUUUUAUUUUUUAAUUUAUAUUUGGGAGUAUAUUAAAAUUUUGGUCCUAAUAGUUUUUGGUUUUUAUAGAAUUUCAAUAUCAUAGAACAUUGUUAUCAUCGGCUUUGAUUUGGGUGUGAUAGGAUUUGAGUUUGAAACUACUUUAGAGUAUAAAGAAUGUAUCACUAUAAAGUUUAAUGGAAUAUUCAACUUUUAUUUAGA